This is a messenger RNA of Prunus persica (peach), 688 nucleotides long. RefSeq lists its product as uncharacterized. The coding region runs from base 26 to 469 and encodes 147 amino acids. The record is from RefSeq and is a predicted model, not a curated record. The transcript has 5 exons. Lineage: Eukaryota; Viridiplantae; Streptophyta; Magnoliopsida; Rosales; Rosaceae.
CAGUUCUUGUUGGAGAAGUUCUGUCAUGUUCUCGUGGUUGAGCUUCAUUUUUGCAUUUGUCAGCCUGGCAGCUCGAGUACAGAAAACACUGCAAGGUUCAUCUGACGAUAUUGGAUGGUUGCCGCGCGCUCUUGGCAUGCCUGGUGUGGAGGAUGGUACAGCAAGAUUCUUGGAAUUGCUUGCAGGAAUAAGGAAUGGGGAGCACACAUUGCCUAGCUCAUUUGUCUAUCUGCUUAUUCCGGGCCUCUAUGGCAAUCACGGCAUCGUAUACUUUGUUGGAACAAAGAAAUUCUUUUCAAAGAUGGAUCUAGCUCGUCAUAUUGAAAAAAUUCAGAGUGAGGCAUCUGUUGAGCACAAUGCAUGGGAACUCAAGCAAUAUAUUGAGGAGUUUUACUGGGAAUCCGGUAAGCGUGUGAUGCUGCUGGGCAAAGCAAGGAAGGUGAGAAGCCUGUAUUCCAACGAAGUAUAAUGCCGACAAAGCUUAUGCAUGAUACAUUCAUUGCUUUUUUCUUUCCUUCUUUAUUUUAGCUCGCGCAUCUUGUUCCAUUACACAUAGAUUGAGUUAGGAGCAAAAUCUUUAUGAAAUACAGUUACCUAACAAUCACGUUUAUUCCACAAUACCAAAAAUCCUUUUCUCAUGAAACUAAAAUGUACAUAAAUGUUGGAUGAAAAACCGUAUCAUUUCUAG